Messenger RNA from Sitophilus oryzae (rice weevil), 1504 nucleotides. RefSeq lists its product as uncharacterized. The record is from RefSeq and is a predicted model, not a curated record. NCBI's taxonomy places the organism in Eukaryota, Metazoa, Arthropoda, Insecta, Coleoptera, Curculionidae. Bases 80 to 1486 code for a protein of 468 amino acids. The transcript has 5 exons.
GACAUUAAAACACACGUCAUUCCGACAACUAAACAAAUAAUCAACUUCCAAACUUCUCUCAUCUUCCUCAACCGCGAAAAUGAGCCAAAGAAAAAAACACGCCCCAGGUCUAACACCUCAAGAACGUGCAGCACGCGCUGCCAAAGCUCGCAGAAGAUUCAAAGCCGUUGUAAGGCUGGUCCUAACAAACAUAUUCUGGUUGGGGGACCUAGACGACACCUUAGGCGAGAAUGUAAUGCUCAACAUCCAAAAAUUAACGAGAAAAAAGGUGAAAAAGAGCACGCUGACAACGCAGGAGAAGAUUAUUCUGAGCAAACCGAAAGAAGAACGAACUGAAGAAGAUAAGCAUUUGCUUAACAGGGCUAUUGGAGGUUUGAAGUGCUUUCGAAGAUAUCCUCCUAACGUUAAGAGUCAAUUGGCUGCUGUGACAUAUUUUGUGUAUAUUGGGCCUGAUAGAGUGAUUGUGAAGCAAGAUCACGUACCAAAAGCUAUGUAUUUCUUACUGUCUGGUGAAGGAGCUGUUACAGUGAAAACUUACGAUAAAAUGCUGAAGGAAUGGUCGGUUGAAGACCACGGAACGGUGGGUCCAGGCACGAUGUUUGGUGAAGUAGCGUUGAUCCACGGCAUUGCCAGAACUGCCACAAUCACCACCACGUUACCUUGCGAACUUUUGAUGAUCAAAAAGGAGGAUUUCGAUAUCGUUUUGAAGGAUACCGUAUGGAAGGCUUGGGAGCAGAUAGCGAAGAUCAUGAAUAGGUACUCAUAUUUCAAAGAUUGGGACGCCGUAACAAAGCGGGAAUGCAGCAUCAUAUCCAGAACCAAAUCCUUCAUUCCGGAUGAAGUAAUUCUAGGUGAUGAUAUAGGACUACCCAACUAUGCCUACUUGAUAACCAAGGGAACCUGUAGCCUCAUUGAACAUUUACAGAUGACAUCAAGGAUGGUGAACGGUACGAAAAAGUACAAACUGCACAACUCACAAUCCGAAGAGGAGGAUAACGAAAUCAAGAGCAGCAACAAGCGGAUGUCGAUGUUCAAGCUCCAGAGGACGCUGUCGAAAAAGAGCAGCAUGCGAAUGAGCAUGAAAUCGGGCUCGUCAAAAUUGAGCAGGCAGUUCCUAAUUCCAAAGGUCGAAACACAUUUUAUCAAAGUGUGCGAGUUCUACGAAGGCGCCAUCUUCAACGUGGGCGAGAACUUUGGGCGGAGAAGAGUGGUAUCGGAUACUAGCACCAACUGCCUGCUCAUUCCAAGAUACUGGCUGGGCAAAACCAACAAAGGGAACGUGUGGAACAGGGUCCAGCAGUUCCUGAACAACAACAUACCGUCCACGAGGAUGAUUUUUAAAGGCUGGGUAAAAGAGAAGAACUUCAAGGACUACAAGAAGAAAAUGAUAAAGGAUUUACUGGCUCAGAAAAAGGUGUCCAACAUGAACUCGAUACAUAACGUGCCCUAUAGUAUUAGGUUGAAAGAUAAGGGAUGUUAUGAAUAGAAAACAAUAAAUAAAUCA